Molecule: messenger RNA, 1845 nt
Organism: Hyphopichia burtonii NRRL Y-1933
Lineage: Eukaryota; Fungi; Ascomycota; Pichiomycetes; Serinales; Debaryomycetaceae
Gene: SEP7
Product: septin
Exons: 1
Coding region: 1-1845 (614 amino acids)
Biological process (GO): protein localization to bud neck; cytoskeleton-dependent cytokinesis; actomyosin contractile ring assembly
Cellular component (GO): septin ring; cytosol; cell division site
Molecular function (GO): GTP binding; molecular adaptor activity; GTPase activity
Source: RefSeq, a predicted model, not a curated record
AUGGAUUCGCUGUAUACUUAUGAAUCACCAUCGAUUUCGGGUCAUUCACCCAUGAUAAACUAUAGAAAAGAUGCCAAAAAGGGGGUCAAGUUUACGUUCAUGGUUGUUGGAGAACUGGGAACUGGUAAAACCACUUUCGUCAAUAGUUUAUUGAAUAAAAAAGUUGUAAAUCACCGUUUUGAACGGGAUGGAUUAGCAAUUGGAGAAACCAAAACCUUAACUUUUACCAGUGCUAAAUCCGUUGCAUUACCAAGUACAUCGAUUUUAACUAGAAAUGAUUUCAAUCCAUCUACUUCGAACGAAGAACCGGGUAUUGCAUUGACAGAAACCAAGAUUGAAAUGGUUGAUGACGAUCAAAUGAAAUUAUUAUUAAAUAUCAUUGAUACCCCUGGUUUUGGAGAAAAUUUAAAUAAUGAAAUAUGUUUUGUUGAAAUUGAAAAUUAUUUAAAACAACAAUUUGAUUUAGUUUUAGCUGAAGAAACUAGAAUUAAAAGAAAUCCAAGAUUUGUUGAUACUAGAGUUCAUGUUUUAUUAUAUUUUAUUACUGCCACUGGUCAUGGAUUAAGAGAACUUGAUAUAAAUUGUAUGAAACGUUUAUCAAAAUAUGUUAAUAUCAUUCCAGUUAUCAGUAAAGCCGAUUCUUUCACUGAAAAAGAAUUAGCAAAUUUUAAACGUCAAAUAAAAAUUGAUAUUGAGAAAUUUAAUGUACCAAUUUUCCAAUUUGAUAGUUAUUUAAAUGAAUAUGAUGAACAAGAUGAUCAUGAGUUAAUUGAAGAAUGUAAAUUUUUAUCAAAAUUACAGCCUUUUGCUAUAAUAUCAUCUGAAGAUGAUUAUGAAAUUAAAGAUACUCAUACUGGAGAAGUUAAAACUAUUAAAGCUAGAAAUUAUCCAUGGGGCUUAGUUGAUAUAAAUAAUCCAAAAUAUAGUGAUUUCCCAAUAUUAAAAUCGGUUAUUUUAGGAUCUCACUUGCAAGAUUUGAAAGAUUUAACUCAUGACUUCUUAUAUGAAACUUAUAGAACUGAAAGAUUAACUAAGGUUACUGGUAAAGUUGGUCAUCAAAAUGGCGAAGAUGAAUAUGAUGAAGGUGAAUUUCAUGAUACUGUCGAAAGUCAUCAAAGUAAUUUCAAUAAAGAUCAAACAACUGUACCAUCAUUAUCUAAUUUAGCUCAAUUAGCUAAUACUUCAAAUCAAAAUGGUCAUAACCAUAAUAACACUACAAUUGAUAAUGAAUCGGUUGAUUCAGCUUCUUCAUCAAUAAAAAAAUCAAAAUCAAUGUUAUUAGAUGAAGAUGAACAAAAUAAUGAAAUGCCAUCACCAAACUUGGGCAAUAAUUUGUCAUUUCAUUCGUCAAAUUCAACUUUAUCUUUCGAUAAUAAUAGUAAUACCAGUCAUAAUGGAGUACCUCCACGUAACUUAAAUCCUCAAAAUGCAGCAUUCAAGAGAUUAUCUAUUGCUCCUCAAAGAAAUCAACUAAGACAAAUCAGCGAAACCGUUCCUUACGUUAUUAGACAUGAAAGAAUUCUAGAAAGACAACAAAAAUUAGAAGAAUUGGAAAUGGCAAGUGCUAAAGAAUUAGCCAAUAGAGCUGCCGCAUUAGAACAAAAAGCUGCUGCAUUAAAAGCUAGAGAAAAAUCAUUAAUGGCCAAAAGAGAAGUUGGAUCCAGAAAAGCAAGUGCUGCUGCCUCCCCUGAAAGUAACCAAAUCUCCAACGGCGAAUCUAAAACAGAUGAAGUCCAUGCUGAUGAAGAGGUUCCAUUGGAAAGCAAUGAAAGUAUUCAUAGCUCAAUGAUCAAAAAGGACGAGACUUUGACUGAUCUAAACUCUGUAGUUGAAAAUAAAGAAUAA